Molecule: messenger RNA, 1243 nt
Organism: Pseudopodoces humilis (Tibetan ground-tit)
Lineage: Eukaryota; Metazoa; Chordata; Aves; Passeriformes; Paridae
Gene: NFU1
Product: NFU1 iron-sulfur cluster scaffold
Biological process (GO): iron-sulfur cluster assembly
Cellular component (GO): mitochondrion
Molecular function (GO): iron-sulfur cluster binding; iron ion binding
Source: RefSeq, a predicted model, not a curated record
GCCCCGGGGACGCCAAGAUGGCGGCGGCGCGGCGGCUGUGCGCGGCGGCGGGGCUGGGCGGGCGGUUCUGUCAUAUGCUGUUAAAAGAUCAUAAUGUGACAACUCAACAGCCUUUCCACCAGCUUCUGCAAAAGAAACCAUCCCUUCCAUCUGCAGUGUGGCAUCGUGCAGUAAGAGGCAUGUUUAUUCAAACUCAGGACACACCAAAUCCAAAUAGCUUGAAGUUUAUUCCAGGAAGGGAAGUGCUGGAGUCGAGGACUAUGGAGUUUUCCACACCAGCUGCAGCCUAUUGCUCACCUUUAGCAAGACAGUUAUUCCGGAUUGAGGGAGUUAAAAGUGUUUUCUUUGGGCCAGACUUCAUCACAAUCACCAAGGAGAAUGAAGACCUGGAUUGGAACUUACUGAAACCAGAUAUUUAUGCAACCAUAAUGGAUUUCUUUGCCUCUGGCUUACCUGUAGUUACUGACGAGGCACCUAGGACAGACACAGCUGCUUCAGAAGAAGAUGAUGAAGUUGUACUGAUGAUUAAGGAACUGCUGGAUACAAGAAUCAGGCCCACAGUGCAAGAGGAUGGUGGGGAUGUUAUUUACAAAGGUUUUGAAGAUGGGAUCGUGCAGCUGAAGCUGCAGGGGUCGUGCACCAGCUGCCCCAGCUCCAUCAUCACCCUCAAGAACGGGAUACAGAACAUGCUGCAGUUCUACAUCCCUGAGGUGGAAGGUGUUGAACAGGUUGUUGACGAUGAUGAUGACGUGGAAAAAGAAGCAAAUUCUACUUGAGCUUCGUCAUCUGUGGCCAAAUAACAUUUACCUCCUGGUGUAUGUAAACCAUCUCUGUGCUGAGGAGCAAACAAAUCUGCCUUGUCAGAAAAAUAGUUGUACUUACUGUGAGAAUGUACCAUCAGUCCAAGCAGUUCAGCCACUAAUUUAUUAAAUGCACUGUAUUACAAAAAAAUUAUUUUGCUCCACUUUAUGCUAUGUCUUUAGAAAGAAAUGGCGGGCUCAGAAAACGGUGAUGUGUUUAUGUAUUGUUUUUUCAUACAGAAACUUCAAUACUAAAAAAAGAGAAGGCAGAAGUGCCUUGGCUUUUUUGUGAAAUAGCAAAUUAAAUGUUUAUUCCCCCAACUUGUAGGACUGACAGGAGUCUCUGCCCUUACUCUGUAAAUGGGAGCUCCAGGAAUGUUAAUUUUAUCAAGUCUUGUUAAAAAGCUGCUGAUUCCUAUCAGAUUUUUGUGUGUGAAAGAUAA